Messenger RNA from Prorocentrum cordatum, 1002 nucleotides. Lineage: Eukaryota; Dinophyceae; Prorocentrales; Prorocentraceae. The record is from the annotation of a GenBank genome assembly.
AUGGAGUGGCUAUUGCCCCGCUACAAAUCGCGGGGGGCGCGCUUCAUGAAAGCUGCGAAGAGUGUGGCCCCAGGGGGUCUCAAAGUCUGGGAGUUCAGCAUUGCCCCGCCAUGGCCCGAUGUUCUGGCCGACCUGCUGGCCUACGACGGCUCGACAGCCCACGGUGCUCCCAUGGCGGCGGAGCAGCAGCGCACCUGUGAGGUGUUCCUGACGGGUGUCCUGUGGACGAUCUCGGCCUUCGCGAACGGGCUCGUUCCGUCCUACCUGACCACGUGUUGCGUCAAGGUUUCGGUCUGGACGCUGAUCGAGUACCUCCGCCAGGCGCCACGCCGCGCGCAGGCGCUGCGCGCGCCCUACGGCGCCGACGGCGACGCGCCGCUGUGCCCGCUCGCGGCGGCCGCCUGCGUGCUGCCGUGGCGGCUGCCGGUGCUGGAGCUCCUGGGCCCCGUGGGCGUGGGCGUGCUCGGCCUCGUGCAGGAGGAGUUCCCGGACUCAUUCGAGUUCGAGAGCGCCAAGGACGCGCAGCAGCAGCGUUGGGCACUCGACCAGGUGUGGGAGGAGACGGCGUGGGGGCCUGGGCGCGAGCCUCCCGAGGAGCUGGUGCUGCAGGACCUGCGGGCAUUCGACGCCAGGGUGCGCGAGCUCGCGGCGGACUGGCAGGCCGAGCACAAGGUCCGCUUCUCGGACGGCGUGCUCCUCGAGCCGGCCGCCGCGGAGUCGGGCCCGCCGGGCCAGAGCGGUGGCGAGCCCACCGGCGGCAGUGCGGCCAGCCACGCCCAGGAGGAGCCGCCUGCAGCUGCGGCGGCGCAGGCGCUGCCCGGCCGCACCGGCCUCGCCCCGGGCGACCUCGUGGAGGCGUACUGGCCUCCGGAGGAGAUGUGGGUGCCCGCCCGGCUCGCCGGGGCGGGCCCCGGCGGCUCGUGGAGGAUCGUGCUCUGGAUCGACGGGGACGAGAUCGAGGGCUGCGUCCCCGACGACGGCGUGCGCCCGCCCGGAGGUGCG